Molecule: messenger RNA, 687 nt
Organism: Trichophyton rubrum CBS 118892
Lineage: Eukaryota; Fungi; Ascomycota; Eurotiomycetes; Onygenales; Arthrodermataceae
Exons: 4
Coding region: 1-687 (228 amino acids)
Source: RefSeq, a predicted model, not a curated record
AUGAACACAGACACCGAGACAGAAGACAGGAGUGGAACACCCGUGCCAGGCUCUUCCCUUGAUCCAGAUUCCCCCAUGGUGGACUCCCCCAUUUACCCCCGGAGCCCAAAGAUCAACAUGGCUUCAAGGGAGGUAGAAGAAGAAGAAGGGGAGGAGGAGGAAGACGAUGAUGAAGAAGCAUUCGUUACAGUUGCACCUGCUUCUGCGUCACCUACCAAAGAAACUGUGAUUGAAGCCAUGGUAGAGCCCAGGACGGAGCCCAGGCCUCGUCCAAAGAAAUCACUUAUACCCACUCCCAAAUCAAAACAGGUCCCUAAAUACAUACCUAAACAAACACCCAAACAAACAAACAAACCCUGUCCUGGGAAGGACGAUGGUCUCUCUGGCUUAGCCCGUGAACUGGAAGGCUGUACAUGGGAACAAUUGCAACAACGGUUCGCUGAAGAGAUGGACGAAAGGUCUAGAGCUGAGAAUAUUCUGCAAAAAGAGACAGCUGAUCUCCUUGAAGUAUUCAUGGCGUGGUCACAGACAACCACGUUCCGAGACGAAGAUAGAGCGUAUAAGAGGUUUAAAACUCGGAUGGAUCAUGUCCAGAAGUCAGAAACAAACUUGGAAGAAAAGAAAGUACAUUAUGCCAAUGUGGUCAAAGCAUUUGAAAGCGCUCUUGCCCUUCUACGGACUGAAUGA